CGGAUUAAAUCUAAUCCCGUGUCGUGCGUCCCGAGACAUGGACUUGAACGUCCGAGACUUUCGCGUCUGAAUCGAAAAUAUAGUAAAGUGCGAGCCUAACCGAGUGCGAGAAUCGAAAAACGGACAUGAGCACGCAGCGAUUCGAUUGAACCACUCGAACGAUUCGCGCGGCCGAACUCGGAACGAAUCGCGAGCGCGAGUUUCCCGGCCCGGCCGCUCGCGCGAGUGAGGGCGGCAGUAUCGUUUCAACCGUCGGUCUGUGCGGUCGCUUUUGCGGCGUAGUCUGUGAUUUUUAGUGUAGCUCCAGAUAAUCCAACUUAAUCUACGAUGGCGGACCAACUGACAGAGGAACAGAUUGCCGAAUUCAAAGAGGCGUUCUCACUGUUUGACAAGGAUGGUGAUGGCACCAUCACCACCAAGGAGUUGGGCACCGUGAUGCGCUCGCUGGGACAGAACCCUACAGAGGCUGAGCUGCAAGAUAUGAUCAACGAAGUUGACGCAGACGGCAACGGCACGAUAGACUUCCCCGAGUUCCUGACGAUGAUGGCGCGCAAGAUGAAGGACACGGACAGCGAGGAGGAGAUUCGCGAGGCGUUCCGUGUCUUUGACAAGGACGGCAACGGGUUCAUUUCGGCCGCCGAGCUGCGCCACGUGAUGACCAACCUCGGCGAGAAGCUCACGGAUGAGGAGGUCGACGAGAUGAUCCGCGAGGCUGACAUCGACGGCGACGGACAGGUCAAUUACGAGGAAUUCGUCACCAUGAUGACGUCGAAGUGAGCCGCCGGUUAGUGUGUGUGUAAAAAGCAGAGAAUUUAAAUAUACAUUUUGUUUCAUGACACACAAUAUUACCAUCGUUAUUGGACCUGCAUUUCUCUAGUGUUUGCGAUAAAUUAAAUAUUGUCAUCGUUUCAGUUUAAUGGUAUAAUCGUAUCGUGUUGUAGCGGCGCGGGC
Molecule: messenger RNA, 951 nt
Organism: Papilio machaon (common yellow swallowtail)
Lineage: Eukaryota; Metazoa; Arthropoda; Insecta; Lepidoptera; Papilionidae
Product: calmodulin
Exons: 4
Coding region: 328-777 (149 amino acids)
Molecular function (GO): enzyme regulator activity; calcium ion binding
Source: RefSeq, a predicted model, not a curated record